Messenger RNA from Mycosarcoma maydis (corn smut), 1803 nucleotides. Its product is annotated as NADPH-adrenodoxin reductase. Gene Ontology annotation, cellular component: mitochondrion. The transcript has a single exon. Gene Ontology annotation, biological process: ubiquinone biosynthetic process. Bases 1 to 1803 code for a protein of 600 amino acids. Lineage: Eukaryota; Fungi; Basidiomycota; Ustilaginomycetes; Ustilaginales. The record is from RefSeq and is a predicted model, not a curated record.
AUGCGCAGGACACGGCUCGCAAGAGCAGCUGCUGAAUCGGCGGCCGCCAGUGCAUCUUGCACCAGUCUACCACGCAAAGCACGCAUAGCGAUCAUCGGAGCAGGUCCAUCUGGGUUCUAUGCGGCCUCGCGAAUCCUCUCGCGGAUCCCGUACUCCUCGGGCGAUGUAUUGGCAUCACAAUCUGUUCACAUUGACAUCUUUGACCGCCUCCCCGUUCCGCACGGCUUGGUCCGCUAUGGAGUUGCACCAGACCAUCCCGACGUCAAGAAUGUCGAGCACAAAUUUGCUUCGGUCGCCCAGGAUCCUAGAAUCAGGUUCGCGGGUAACGUCAACGUCGUACAUUCCUCGGGCGACGAGUCGCAGAACAUUCCAUAUCCAGAAGCGGUGCAGGUACCCCUACAAGUGCUAUCGAGGUACUACACGCACAUCCUCUUUUCGUACGGUGCCUCGACGGGUCGCAGUCUGCACAUACCCGGUUCGGCGCCAGGCGAACUCGCAGGUGUAUACACAGCGUUGCAGUUCGUCAACUGGUACAACGGCCAUCCUGCAUCGCACGACCGCGUGCUUCUAGCAGAUUCGCGAUUCCAUGUGGAUUUGAGCAACAAGCAUCAUAUGAGUGUCAUCGGUGCAGGAAACGUGGCUCUCGAUGUUGCUCGCAUAGUGCUUCGCUCUUCAACGCCGUUUCUAGAUUCAGCAGAGAGGGUUACGUCGAACAAGGCUCCAGGUUUGGCAGCAUUGGAAGAGACGGAUGUACCCGAACCCGUGCUGGCCGAAUUGGCGCGGUGCAAAGUGCAACACGUCGAUCUGUUCGCCAGACGAGGACCAGCGCAGUUGGCAUUUACAAAUAAGGAGGUGAGGGAGAUGCUAUCGUUACAAGGCAUUGCGCUGCAACCGCUGGAGAAAGAGCUGCUCGAUUCGGCAUUGCACCAGCUCGAACAACUGGCUUCGAAAGCAACAUGUGAUCCAGCAAGCGCCAACCAGAUCGCUUCGGAAGUACGUGUAAAGAAACGUCUGCUGAGCUUGCUCGCCAAGGGCAGCAAGACGAAAGCUGAUGUCGGAGCGGACGUCAAGACGUGGGCGCUCAACGUGUUCCGCUCACCAGCCAAGUUUUCGCCUAAACAAGACGGGAGCAACCAAGUGGCGAGUAUCGAAUGCAACGUGACCUCUUUGCAGAGUGGACAACCGACAAGCCGAAACUUGGACGCGGCUGAUCCGCGGAAAGCUGCUUGGGGAUCGGGUUCGACGGAUGCAGUUUCGCCUGCAAGCACAUGGAUGGCGACAGGCCAAACGGUGAGCACUGCCACAGACAUGGUGGUGUCGUCAGUAGGAUAUCAGAGCGAGCCACUCUUCUCGCCCAGCACCGCCUCGACGCAGCAGUCUUGCAACGCCGUUGUCCAGGAAGGACGAUUAGUACAGCUGCCCUUUGACAACGCUCGUCGGAUCGUCCCCAACCUGGGCGGGCGCAUCAUCGACCCAUCAAACCAAUCCACUAUCCCUGGAGCGUACGUCAGCGGCUGGCUCGCGCAUGGCGCACAAGGCGUGAUUGCAACCACGAUGAUCGACGCCUAUAGCGUCGCAGACAUGAUCGUCUCUGACCUGCACGCUCCCAGUCGCGUCUCCAAGCACGAAACGCUGGUAGGCGCCGAUCUGUUGGACACUUUGCGGAACGAAUCAUCCAGACCGGUCGUUGGCUUUGACGAUUGGCACAAGAUCGACCAUGAGGAAAAGAGGAGAGGCGCAAAGUUGGGCAAGAUCAGGGAAAAAGUGCUCACCGUUGGCGAAAUGCUCGACAUCAUUAACUGA